AUAAAAAUAUUUGCGGUUCAUGAAGAAGGUGAUUAAAAAAAAUAAAAAUAAAAUAGAAAAAACUAUUUUUGCAUUGUUCAGUGAGUUAGUGCAUCAAUCUUGAAUCUACCCACAUUUUUAUCAAAUAUUAUCCGGAAGUGUAACACGUAAUUUUUCAGAAUGGACGUUUUAUUAACUCUUUUCUAUAUCCUUUUCUCGAUUUGCGUGGUUUAUCCGCCUACUGAGUUCAUUUCCGCUGGUUUUACGAUACCACAGCUUUUGGAUAGCUAUUUAGGGUCGGAAAAUGUGAACUUUAUCGGGUACCACAUGAAAAGGAUUUCUAUAACCGCGUUAAUACACUCUGCAUUGCCCCUGGGGUACACCUUGACUCUCUGGUGCGGCGGCGAGCGUGGGCAAUGGAUGCCGUGCUUCAUAAUCGGAACAGGAAUUAUACAUAUGCUCAUGAUGUACAAAAUAGCACAAUGGUGGGAAAAUGACAGAAGAAAUCAUCCUGUUGUUAAAGCGAUGCUACCUUACGUACCACCCGGUUUUGAUUGGCGGAUUCUAGCUUCAAACUUCAACGUCGAAUAUCGAGGUGUGGACAAGGUAUCCAUUCAGUUGAAUGCGACCAGUAAGUUCAUAGCAACUCAGACAUGGCUCGUCAAAGUGGGGCAGUAUGGCAUUGAUCUGGUCAAGCAGAGUGAUUGCGCGCUGGUUGCCACCGCAACAGAUAGCCACAAUAUUUCACCAUCAGGGGAGGAUGAAGUGCAGUAUGUGAACAUUGAAGCCAUACCAUCCCGGGACAGCAUCAAAAGGUUCUCAUUCAGGAUCUCCACCACAGCCUUAAGAGAGCUACAACCAAGGUUGGAGCGUCCAGUGCGAGUGCCGGACCAUAUAUCCUUGCUGCCAACCCUGAUAGAGAGAUUUGUGACUAUUUUCAAACAAUAUGUGGACCAGAACCCUGUUUAUUUUGUUGAUCAGGAAUUGGAAGUGUGCAUCGGGUGCAUGCAGAACACGGCUAACGUGAAACUGGACAAGCGCUGCCCGCCGCCGCCGCCCGGCCUCGAGCAAAAUGUAGCGCCGUGCCAGCAGUGCAAUUGCAGGGUGCUGUGGUGCUGCGCGUGCAUGGGGCGCUGGUGGGCGGCGCGCGCGGCCGGCGCGCCCGCCGCCUGGCUCGCGCAGCGCGGCUCGUGCCCCGUCUGCCGCGCCACCUUCUGCCUGCUGGACGUGUGCCCCGCGCAGCUGCGCCAGUCUUGACUGAGGCAACCUGCCCUCCUGUGCCCGCGAACUCUACUUAGUGUUACGCGUCGUCUUAAACCAGUGCUCAGUGUGACUACUCGCUAUCAAACCAAAAUAAACUCACAACAUUUUUUAUAAUUUUUAUGAUAGUGUUUUUACUUAUACUUAAGGAAAUUUCUAAAUAAUUUUUAAGAUAAGCAAAAAUUGCGUUGUUUUCUAAAUAUAUUUAGAAACUCGCCAAUCACACAAAUAAAACGCAAAAAUAUCGUGCGCCAAUCUGGACUGCCGCGAUACUUCCGUACUCGCAAUCUCUUCAAUCACUUCCGCGUCUUCUAAAACCAAAACUUCCCUUUAUCAUCUUAAAAAGUCCCUUUCCCGUGGACAGUCCGUGCGCAAAUAUCGUGAUAAACUACUCCGGGCAGGCGGCUUAGGCCCUGUCUGCCGGGUUAACUUCUGGUCGACGUGUUGCCCUAUACUGCGCCCACAUGCACCUGGUUUUUCGUGCCCGCGAUCCCUUGACUUUACUAAAUUAGUGCUCAAAGCGUGAUUAAUCGUUGACAAACCAAACUUCCCUUUGCUAUUUUAAAAUGUCCCUUUCUCAUGAACGAUUCUUGCACAAGCAAAUAUCGUGAUAAACUACUUAUUCCGUGCAGUCAGGCUCGCGGCUCGUGCCCCGCCCGACAACGCCAACCUUGACUGUGACUAAAAAGAUCUAGAAUAAUUAGGUACCGUUCUAUUCCCUAAAAAAGGGCUUUGAAUAUUUUGCCCGCCAUUUUAUAUAGUCUAACACCAUUGCAACUUUAAUAGCUUAUAAAUCUCGAAAACGUGACACUUGAUUUUGUUGCUUACAUUACUUAUUUGUGCUAUAGAUGCCAGUUAUUGAUUAAUACAGGUUUAUGAGUGGAAAAAUAAUUUAAAAGUUGUAGGUACUUAAAUUUUCAAAGCCCUUGUAAAAGGGAUUUACCUCAUGACUUAUUACUUUUACCAAAGGAUAAGAAAAUAAGAAUAUAUUUUGAUAGAUAAAAUCUCUCCUGUCUAACAAAGCAGUGAAUCUAAAAUAAGUUAACUGCACUUGUAUCAUUCCUGCUAUGUUAUAGGUAGAAAAAAUAUGUGAUAAUAACAAAAAAAAGUAUGAAA
Maniola jurtina (meadow brown) is the source of this 2355-nucleotide messenger RNA. RefSeq names its product E3 ubiquitin-protein ligase TM129. Lineage: Eukaryota; Metazoa; Arthropoda; Insecta; Lepidoptera; Nymphalidae. Gene Ontology annotation, cellular component: membrane; endoplasmic reticulum. Gene Ontology annotation, molecular function: ubiquitin protein ligase activity. The transcript is spliced from 6 exons. The coding region runs from base 160 to 1236 and encodes 358 amino acids. Gene Ontology annotation, biological process: protein ubiquitination. The record is from RefSeq and is a predicted model, not a curated record.